AGUAUCCUCUUAUUCCCUCUUCUUUUGUUUUUUGAUCCUUUUCCACUCCUCUCCUUUUAUACCUCACCGCGAAUUUUUUUGUGUUUGGUUCCCCUCGAUACCUUUUUUUUUUAUUGCAGGAAAAAAACGGAUUGACCAAUAGGAAGCGUCAAAGCUGAAAUUUGGAGUCUGUUCAAUCUCGGUCGUCGAUUAUUGUUGUUUUUUUUCAAUUUGCGACUUUUUUGGGUAGGUAUAUGCAUUAAUGACAUGGUCUCAAGCUUAAAAAAGAAACAUACAUAGUUGAACGUUUAUUUUUUGUUUUGUUCCUUGCUCUUCUUUUGGCCGUCUCGUCUACCUACCUUUUUUUUUUGUAAACCUCUUUUGCCCCCGCCUCCACUCUUUUUUCUUUAAUUCGGUUUUCCCCUGUUGGCGCCAUUGAUCGGAGCCUUAAUCGUCCUGUUUGCCACCCACCGCUUUUUUCCUUUAUCUCCUCCUCGUCCUCUUGGUCAUUGCAAUGUCGCCUCUUGCCAUUGCCGUCAUUGAAGCCACUGCCCUUGUGUGUGAAAGAAACGAACGGGAUACGACCAUCCAACGCAAAUCGGAAAAAUUGCUGCCUAUACUGAAUAUUGUGCUGGAAACCGAGACACAAGUGAUUUCGCUGGUUCGAUACAUUCCUGAUCUCGUUGAAUUUGAUCAAUUGAUAAAAACACAUUAUCAUAACGUCAAGAUCCCCUUUCCCAACUUGAUAGCGAGAGAUCUGACCAGCAGUAGUAAACGACACACGCUACGGUAUUUCCUAACCACCCUAACCCACACACGUCAGAAAACCAAUGCGCAAAAAAUCGAAAUGUAUUUACGCCGCUGCGCACGGGAUACCACCGUCCAAAAGAGCACCCUGUUUCGUGACUUUCUGUUACCGCAACGUGAAGAUGAUUAUGUGAUCCAUAAACAAACCGUCGAUUCCGUACCCGACUCGCAGCUCGUAACAAUAACAGACACAGCACCUGAUGAUGAUGGUGAUCCGGUUUCAAAACAGUUUGGAUCCAUCGAUAAUGAACCCGUCGCUGUGCAACCUAAUAACCCUGGUCACCCUGAUCAACCGAAUCAAACCGAAUCGAGUGACCGUGAACCCUCGGUGACCGUGGACACAGACGUAGACGUAGACGUAGACGUGAACCCAAACGAGAGUGAUACCCAAGCCAAGGCAAACCCUUAUCCAUUAGCAGAUCAACCACCUGAAUCGACUGGGCUUGCACCACCACAGCAACCACCUCAUGUUCCAUUAGAUAACCUAGAGAUGCUCAAGGUGCUCGGCAAAGGGUGUAUGGGCAAAGUGUUUCUGGUCCAGUCGCGUCACACACGUCAACUUUAUGCGCUAAAGAGUAUUCCAAAACAACUUGUCGUGGAGCAACGUGAAAUUACGCAUACACUCGCUGAGCGGGAGAUUUUGGAAACCUUGUCUUUGGUGAACCAUCCUUUCCUUGCCAAGCUGCAUACCUCGUUUCAGGACAGCCAUCGGUUGUAUUUAUUGACGGAUUACCACUGUGGUGGCGAUUUAGCCACCCAAAUGAGUUCAUGUGCCACCUUUGCCAAGGAAUUGACCCUCUUUUAUGCGGCAGAAAUCAUUGAAGGCAUCGGUGAACUGCAUCGCCACGGGAUCCUAUAUCGCGAUCUGAAGCCGGAAAACAUCCUGUUGACCAUGGAAGGUCAUGUUGUAUUGACCGAUUUUGGGUUGAGCAAAUGGCUGGACAAUGACGACCGAGCCACACACACGUUUUGCGGUACAGCCGAAUACCUGGCUCCAGAAGUGUUGCUGGGCGAACCUUACAGUUUCGGCAUUGAUCACUGGGCCUACGGUACCAUUCUGUACGAAAUGUUGGCGGGGAUUACGCCGUUCUGGGCCGACAAUCAUUCGGACAUGUACCGUCGAGUGCUGGAAGAACCACUGGAAUUCCCGCCGGACGUCGAUUACGAUACAGCCGAGUUUAUUGCGGGUCUGCUGGAUCGUGACCCACAAACGCGAUUGGGAGCGCACGGCGUCGACGAGAUCAAAUCACACUACUAUUUCGCUCACAUUGACUGGGACGAUGUGUAUCACCGUCGUCUUGUGCCGCCUUAUGUUCCGCCGCUGGCCUCGGAAAUGGACUUCGCCAACUUUGAUAUCUCGUUCCUGGAAAUGGAGCCUGCAUUGACUCCCAUGUCUUCCCAAGUCGACUUGACCUCCGACAUCCAGCAAGUCUUUGAAAACUACUCCUUUACCGAUGUACGUUACCUUGAGAACGAAUGGCCCCAUUCUUCGACCAACGACUUCACAGGAGCCGAACACGAGUUGAACCACGAGCCGAACAACGACUAUCGAGAAACAGAUACCAACGCUGAACCCGUCGUCGUAUCUCCAGUUCCACCGAAACGAGGCAGUAUCAGUAUGUUGUCUGACGGGAGCGACGAAGAUCGGGGUGCAAAGGAUCCUACCGACACUGCACUAAGCGAUGAACAUCACGAAGGCAAACGGUCAGCGAAACGACGCAAUACACAGCGUGAAAUUCGACCGAAUCUUUUACCUGAACCGAGUCCUGUGGAUCCGGAUCCGCUACCAGACCUGUCCAUAGCGUCGUCGGUUGACGCUUCUUUGGACGAACUAGGCUUCUCGCUGACCUCAGAAUUGGAUUUACGCUUUUCGUUUGAUCUUCCCGACCACUCUUCUUCCACCUACCAAUGUACGAGUCCGAUGGACGUUCACAAAAAAAAUAGAAAACGUCGCUUAUUCUCUCCUUUCCACAAGUUCCUGAACCCCAUUCUAUCCACCUAGUCCCGCCUCUAUUGGUCCCACUUCCCCCCAUUUUGAUCCAUUCCAUAAUUACGCAUUAUACUAAGCAUCAUGCCAACUGAUAUACCUUCAUAUUCUUACUUUUUUAUUGUCAAAACGGGAAAUC
Messenger RNA from Radiomyces spectabilis, 2912 nucleotides. RefSeq names its product kinase-like domain-containing protein. Gene Ontology annotation, molecular function: ATP binding; protein serine/threonine kinase activity. Lineage: Eukaryota; Fungi; Mucoromycota; Mucoromycetes; Mucorales; Radiomycetaceae. Gene Ontology annotation, biological process: protein phosphorylation. Bases 494 to 2788 code for a protein of 764 amino acids. The transcript has 4 exons. The record is from RefSeq and is a predicted model, not a curated record.